Molecule: messenger RNA, 513 nt
Organism: Lactuca saligna
Lineage: Eukaryota; Viridiplantae; Streptophyta; Magnoliopsida; Asterales; Asteraceae
Source: the annotation of a GenBank genome assembly
AUGGGGAGCUCGAACUCUACAAUCCAAAACUACAGAUCAUCUGAUAAUUUUUAUCUAAAUUUGAAAACCUGUUAUGGGUACCCAAUGAGGCUCAGAUUUGGUGCUAAUUUGGAGUUUAAUUUUGGUUUCAGAAUGAGGAAUGGAGUUAGGCCAUUGAAGAACGGUGAUGAUGGGAAUCGGUGGAAUUUUUCGACGAUGAAUGUUGUGAACACCACCGGUAGCGACAACAAUACUGGCUCCGGGGAAGGUAAAGAUAGCACCGGUGGAAAAGAAGUAAAGGAAAAUGGAGGAAUUGAUGAAGAGGUUGGAAUUGGAAUUGGAGCAGGGGAAUUCGAAUCAAGGAGAGCAGAAUUCAAAUUGGUCCAGAUUUCAAAUCCAUCUCCUCUAAAAUCGGAUAAUGAAAUUCCUAAUAUUGUUCUCCUCCUAAACGUGGACAAGGAGGAGGCGGAGAGGCUUCCACCGUUGACUGUGGUGGUUCUCUUCGCCGAUGGAGUGAGAAACGGUGGAGAGUGA